AUGUGUCGUGGGUUUGCUUUACUUCAGCCUCUCCCAGGUGGUACAAAUUUGGAUCAAUCCAAGGGGGAAAUCUAUCACAUGGCGGAAUGGCCAAAGUCCAAUAUCGACUGGAAGGAUAAGAGGGUAGCAAUAAUGGGCACUGGUGCCUCUGUCACUCAGGUUAUUUAG
Molecule: messenger RNA, 168 nt
Organism: Aspergillus ruber CBS 135680
Lineage: Eukaryota; Fungi; Ascomycota; Eurotiomycetes; Eurotiales; Aspergillaceae
Exons: 1
Coding region: 1-168 (55 amino acids)
Source: RefSeq, a predicted model, not a curated record